Molecule: messenger RNA, 1728 nt
Organism: Drosophila willistoni
Lineage: Eukaryota; Metazoa; Arthropoda; Insecta; Diptera; Drosophilidae
Gene: Pdss2
Product: all trans-polyprenyl-diphosphate synthase PDSS2
Exons: 4
Coding region: 242-1606 (454 amino acids)
Biological process (GO): ubiquinone biosynthetic process; isoprenoid biosynthetic process
Cellular component (GO): mitochondrion; transferase complex
Molecular function (GO): prenyltransferase activity
Source: RefSeq, a predicted model, not a curated record
UUGCAUGUUAUGCAGCCCUGUUGGCAAAACCUGUUAUGGCAACCCGAAAUUCCAUGUUAAAGCGUGGGGCAAUAAAAAUAAACAAAACGGCGGCUCCACUGCAAACAACAAUUGUAAAAGUGGGCCGCCGCCGCCGCCAAGGGAAGAAGCAGCAGCAACAACAGAGACAAAAGCAGAAGCUAAAGCAGCGGCAUCGACAGCAAGACAGGUGAAGUAAAUCCCCUCCAAAUAGAAAGCAAAAAUGUUUAGGAUUAUGCAACAACUGAGCCAAAGGAUGUCCCAUGGAGAGAGCCUAAGCCUGAUGCAAAAACGUUAUCUGGCGCUGGCGGCGCCUGCGCUGAAAACUUUCACUUUGCAGCAGCAGAAACAACAACAACAACCACAUCGCUGGACAGCAACGUCAACCAUAAGUAGCAGACAACAGCAACAGGUGACUACGCCACCGCCUCGACACGAUUGGAAUAGGGCUGUCAGUGAGGCAGAACGCAUAGUUGGAUAUCCUACAUCGUUUCUAAGUCUUCGCUGGCUCCUUAGCGAUGAGAUAGCCAAUGUUGCAUUGCAUUUGCGCAAACUGGUGGGUAGUGCCCAUCCACUGAUGAAGACCGCCAAGCAUCUCCUGUAUAAUGGCAAAAAUACGAUGCAGGCAUGGGGUUUAAUUGUUCUACUCGUGUCAAAGGCAGCAGGACAUGCGGCCAGCAUACCGGAUGUGGAGCAGGAUAAGAGCGCUGGGGUUCUACAUUCCCAACGUGCUUUGGCCGAAGUCACUGAAAUGAUUCGAAUAUCUCAUCUGGUGCAUAAUAGCGUGGUUAAUCUACAGGCCAGCACGGAAGCUGGCCAGGAUGUGGCCACCUAUGAUGACAUGUCGUUUGGCAAUAAAAUUGGCCUGCUCACUGGUGACUACCUAUUGGGUCAUUCUAGUGCCGAGUUGGCCAAUUUGCGUAACCAAGAGGUCGUGGAAUUAAUCUCGUCGGCUGUACGUGACUUUUCCGAAUCCGAAUUCAUUGGCGAACGCGAUGAGCAAAACAAUCCAUUGCCCUAUAAACCGGGCACCUUCCAGCGCCCAUCGUUGAAUGUCGGCGUCGAUUUUAAUGAGCAUGAUGUCAUGACACCCAUGCCAAUUGCCCAGGUUUUGGGCAAUCCCGAACAGGAAUGGGAAUGUAGAAAUAUUUUAAAUGCCGGCAGCCUUCUAGGCAAAUCCUGUCAAGCAUCACUUAAACUGGCUGGCCAGAGUGAAGAACUACAGCGACAUGCAUAUCGCUUUGGCAAGCAUUUGGCCAUGGCUUGGCAGGCUUGCUUAGAUGCCGAGCCCUUCCAGUGUUCCACAUUGCCUUUGGAUGCCACAUUCAGUUUGGUGAGUGCUCCGGUAUUGUUCCAUUUGGAACAUGAUCCCAGCUUGUAUGCCCAACUAGAGAAGGGCAAACAGUCAGUGGAGAAUAUUGACUAUGAUCAGAUUCAUAAGGCUAUACUGGCUGGUCCUGCCCUGGCCAAGACCAAGGAGCUGCAACGUAAGCAUACGGCAGCUGCUCUUGCGGUGCUGCAGCAUUUUCCAGCCACAGAUGCUCGACAGGCAUUGGAGAAUAUCAUACUAGCCAUGCAGGAUCUGUGAUGGUUGUUGAUGGUCGUCAAUUUGCGGGUAAUUGGGUUUUAGCAUAGUAUACAACUUUUUUUUAAGAAUCUUUUUGAAUAUUUAAAUAAAAUAAAAUAAAAUAAGAUUGUUAAAAAAAUUAA